This is a messenger RNA of Caenorhabditis elegans, 1879 nucleotides long. It is a transcript of the gene tag-294, whose product is annotated as RanBP2-type domain-containing protein. The transcript is spliced from 5 exons. Lineage: Eukaryota; Metazoa; Nematoda; Chromadorea; Rhabditida; Rhabditidae. The coding region runs from base 31 to 1323 and encodes 430 amino acids. The record is from RefSeq and is marked reviewed. Gene Ontology annotation, biological process: positive regulation of DNA-templated transcription.
UGCUCUUCUGAACGCUACUAGCCACCUCAAAUGUCGGGCCGAAAACGACUGAAGAGGAAAAAUAGCGAAGAGGAUUUUGAUGCAGACGAUGGAGAUGAUGGAAUGGAUAACGACGAUAUUAACAAAUGGGCCUGUCAUUCGUGCACAUUUAUGAAUCGUGCAGCAGCUUAUCGCUGUUUUGUUUGCGGAACUAGAAAAGGAACCUCUACUCGACGUUCAACCUGCAAUGAUAAUGUUGUCGAAAUGCAGAAAACAAUCACAACAAUGGUACAAAAACAAGUGGAGAAAGAAAAAUCAUUAAAGCGAAAAGAACGGUCUCUAUUGAAGUCGGCAACACGGGAAUUAAGUGAAGGAGUGUCGACGAAAGAAGUUAAAAUUGAGGAACCAGAUAUUGCGUCUGAAAAGCCAAGGACUCCGGUACCCGAGAAACAGGAAGAGGUUUCAGUGGAAAAUGUAGAAAUCGAGAAGUGCGAGACGCCAACUAAGUCUAAAUCAGCAACGGCGAAACCACCAUCAGCCAAAAAACUUACAAAACGGACAGACGAAGAUAAGAAGUCAUCAGUUGCGACUAAAAAGGCAAAAACGACAGAAGAGUCUGUGCCCCAUAUUGAAAGUAAUGUUAACACGGAAUUAGUCAAAGAAGAAAAUAAGAAACCAACACCAGAAGAUUCUAUUGGCCCUGUUUCAAGUGAUAGUCUUACUACGAACCAAGGCGAAGAUCAGUCGACAGCACAAACUGCUUCGACAUCAGCACCUUCAGUAGUACUUUUACCAGAACCUACGCCUAAAAUAUCUGUCGCUGAAACAAUGGUUGUUCCGAAAGCACUUCCCGCAUCUAUUGCAAUUCCGUCAACUUCCACAGCUUCAGUUUCAACUCAUCCAACUGAAAAACCGAAAGAAGACUCGAUCCUCCAACAUCUUCCAGAGCGAAUCGUUAAAAAGUUGAACCAGCCUUCUUCCCUCAACUACGACUUGCUCAAGGUUCACAAAAGAAUGACCGGGAUUGAUCCAAUAGUUGCUGAAUCCGAAGCCGUGUUAUUGCCGCAAGACUGGAACCGACAGAAAGUCAUGAAAGAACUGACAGCUUCGUUCGGAGGAAAUCAAGCUUUAAGCCCGACAACAUCCAGACAAUCAUCAGAAACUGACUCGUCGUCUUCCGAAGGAAACAGAAGCUUUGAAACACCGCUCAAUGAUGCUUCUAUCUUCAAUUCGAAAAGCUGCCAGAUUCCGGAUUAUAUGAUUAAUAGAGAAGCUGCUCAAAAGAUCUUCAUUGUCGCGAAUGGGUACCCCGCUUAUUUUGAAGAGUUCCCGAGAAGAGUUUAAUAAAUCCUUAAAGGAUAAUUUAUGAAUGAACCCUCUCACCUUUUCUUCCACCAUCAAAUUCAAUUUUAAUCAUAUUAGUACUGUUAACCAUCUCAUUCGUAGCAUCAUCUGUGUUUGUUUCCCCUUUUUUGAUAACUGACGCGAAAAGAGUGCUCUCAAAACAUGUAUACUAGGUAUUUCUGUACCCUCUAUCAGUGCCUUCAACAUAUUCUGAUUCUACUUCGUCCCAAUUUUCUUUCCGGUUUCUUCCCAUCUCCAUCCAAACGAAAGCACAACAAGUUGUCAUCAUUAGAUGUUCCUUUGCAUAACUUUAUUUCUUACACUAACUCUCUCUCUCUCCCGCUCUCGAUCUUUCAUCAGAAAUCUGAUUUUUGAUCGGAUCUCUCAAAUAGUUUUAAACACUGUCAACCACACUCCAAAUGCUUCAUUUUUGUACAGUUUUUGAUUCGUAGAUUUCACCAAUUUCUUGUAGAAUUCACAAACAAAAACUUCUUUAUAAUAGACUCUAAUGAGUGAAUAUAAUAUUUAAGUUUAAUAAACAUUUGAAAGAGACUUU